Molecule: messenger RNA, 6577 nt
Organism: Oncorhynchus nerka (sockeye salmon)
Lineage: Eukaryota; Metazoa; Chordata; Actinopteri; Salmoniformes; Salmonidae
Product: FK506-binding protein 5
Exons: 8
Coding region: 179-2815 (878 amino acids)
Molecular function (GO): peptidyl-prolyl cis-trans isomerase activity; protein binding
Source: RefSeq, a predicted model, not a curated record
CACCGGGCUGCCUCAGGACGUCAACACACUCCCUCCUCACUAGACUAAUUAGGGAGAGCAGGGGAGAGAGUCUAAAUUCACACACUGCUGCUUCGUCCCCCUGCAGUGUAGCCCCAGGGUUUAAACCACACCUUUUUACCUAGCCACAGUUUAGAGAAAAGGACGUUUGGGAGCUAAAAUGGAGGAGACGUACCUGCUGAACUACCCAGGAGUCAAGAAGAAGAUUCUGGCAGGCGGGAAUGGUCCAAUGCCCCACUUUCCACCGGGGACCAAGCUGGUGUUCCAUUUCCAGACGCUGUUGGACAACUUUGAGCGCACGGUGAUUGACGACAGUCGUAAAGCCAAAGCCAAAGUGCCAAUGGAGAUCUUUGUGGGGAAGAUGUUCAAGAUGGAGGUGUGGGAGACUCUGCUGACCUCCAUGAGGAUCGGAGAGGUGGCUGAGUUCUGGUGCGAUGCUGUUCACACAGGCUUGUACCCUAUCGUGUCCAAGGGGAUGAGGCUGAUUGCCCAGGGCAAGGACCCCCUAGAGGGCCAGAGGCACACGUGUGGCAUGGGGAACAUGUUCCACUACAACACUACUGGCUGGCCUGAGCUGGAUGAACUGAUGAGGACACCUCAGGCACUGAUCUUCAUCAUGGAGCUCAUUCAGGUGGGAGACCCCUUCUCGUACAAGCGGGAGUCGUGGAUAAUGGACAAGGAUGAGAAGAUGAAGGAAGUGCCCUCGCUCCACCUGCAGGGCAAUGCGCUGGUCAGACAGGGACACUUCAGAGAGGCUGCCAAGAAGUACCAGGAAGCUGUGGUGCUACUCCGGAUUGUACUGUCCAAGGAGAUGCCAGGUGAUGAGGACUACAUAGCCGUGGACAGGCUCAUCACCCCCCUAGUGUUGAACUACUGUCAGUGCAUGUUGGAGCUGGAGGAGUACUAUGAGGUUCUGGAGCAUACCAGUGACCUGAUACACAAACACAAAGACUGUGUCAAGGCGUACUACAAGAGGGCCAAGGCCCAUGCUGCAGUGUGGAACGAGAAGGAGGCCAAGAGAGACUUCAACAUGGUGGCCAACCUGGACAUCACUCUGGCCCCUCUGGUGCACAAAGAGCUGAGGUUCCUCGCUGACAGACUGAAGGAGAAAUACUGGGAAGAGAAGGAGAAAUACUGGAACUGCCUGGAGCAAGAGGAGAAAGAGGGGAAGAAAGAGGAAGAUGAGGAGAAGGAAGAUGAAGAGGGCAAGAAAGAGAAGGAUGGUGAGAGCACAGUGACCAAGGUGAAAGAGAAGGAGAAAAGCAAAGAUAACUCAGCCUCUUCCAAAGAGGAAGUGAAAGAUGUCAAGGAUGACAAGCAGAAUGAGACAGUGUGGAAAAAGGCUAUAGAGAAGGAUGGAACAACCAUUACUGCUACAGUGAAGGAUAAGGCUAAAGUGAAGGAUAGAACUGCCAAUCAGGCUACAAUGAAGGAUGAAACAGCCAAUAAGAGGACAGAGAGCACCCCGGAAACCCAGCCAGAGACCAAUCAGAGUGCUCUGUCUGUGAUAGAGGGGAUGGACUGGCAGCAGAAGUUACGACACAUCAUGUUCCUGGAAAAGGAGGGUAACUUCCUGCUUACAGAACAGAAACACAGCGAGGCCACAACAAAGUUCAAGGAGGCUCUGGAGUACGUGGACUUCAUUCAAAACAAGGAGGUGUGCUAUAAAGACAGGAGGGAGGACUGGGACUCUCUGGAGAAGGUGCGUGUGCCGAUCACUCUCAACCUCAGCCAGUGUCUGCUGGAGCUCAGGGACUACCAGGAAGUGGUGGCGCUCAACACCAAGCUGCUCAAGAAACACAGAGAUAACUUCAAGGCAGUGUACCAGCGGGCCAGAGCCCACUCGGCUCUGUGCAACGAGGAGGAGGCCAGGAAUGACUUCCAGAAGGUGGAGCGUCUGGAGCCCAGGUUCAAGCCCAUCGUCAAUCAGGAGAUGAAGAGGCUGGGCGAGAACCUCCGGAACAAGCACAUCAUCGACAAGAAGAACUACUGGGAAGCUACAGAGGAAAAAUGGGGCCCAGAGGGCACCAAGACCAAAGCCAGGAAAGUAAAGAAGACAGUGAAGUUUCAAGAGGAGAAAAAAGUAGAGGGGAGCGUUCAGAAAGAAGGGGAACCAGGGAAGACUGUAAAAGAGGGAGGUAGUGAUGGAGUGAGAGAGGGGAAGAAACCAGAGGGAAAAGGAGAGGAGGGGAGUGCGAAGAGUGCGGAGAAAGCAGCCAUUGCUGAGAAAGAGGGAGGCAGUGGGGGAGUGGAGAAGGAUAGUGGGAAAAGAAGAGUGAGUAUAGAGGUAGAGAGAGAUGGACAGGCGGGGUUAGUUAACAGAGCAGGAGAUAAAGAGACCGAUAUGGCACAGACCAAUGAAGGCAGAGAUAAUGUAGCCACAGAGAGAUCAGGGAAGGAUAAGGCUGCGAAAAAGGGAAAAUGUCACUUAACUGCCGCCCAGGAAGUAACCAAGGGAAGCACAGGGAACAAAGGCACCAAUGAGAGUACAAGAAGCAAAGCCAUUCAAUCCGAAUCGACCAAUAGGAGUCCAUUAGCCACCGCUGCCCUCCCUAACCCACAGGCCACAGAGGUACUUUCAGAGGUAGCUGAGGAGAGAGUCGGGUUAGACACGCAGAUCAACAGACCUAACAAAGGAGAGGCAGGGGAAAGCAAAAUGAAUGAAGGGAGUAAAUCAGAGGGAAAGAGUUCUGACGAACAGCUGUGUUCAUCGGAGGGGGCGAGCCACACCAAAUCUGGGGUCUCGACUGGAAACCCGUCUUUCAAGUCCAAGCGUAAACACAAGAAAAAGAAAUGAAGGAUGCUCUGGCAUUGAUAUGAUCAUUAAGUAUCAUGUGAUGAUUCUCAUAAUUCAAUUCAGGAUCAUCGCUUGAGGCAUACACCCAACACAAGCAGACGUUCUGUGUAGCAAAUACAAAUUUUAUUUAUCCUUUUGUACACAAAGAGUAGAAAGCAGCCAGUAACCCACUCGUUAUUAAAAAGGCAUUUCUUUCACAAACGUUUUAUACAGAUUAAAAACCAACCGGGAGGACAGCAAUAGGGAGGAAUGUUAGUACAGUACAUAAACAAUGAAAUAAAUGGCAUUGACACAUUAGUCAAACAAAUCAUCACGUAAUGAGGCGUGGUAAUGUUAGUUUAAAAAAAUUGACUUCAGAUCAAAAUUAAAAUAGAGAUGAUGAUUGUUUUUUUGUGUGUUUUUUUUCGGCAGCGUGGCAUCUGCCUGUGUCGUAGCAUAGGCUAGUGUAUGUUGUCAUAGCUCUGAUUCCCGUAAGAGUUCAGGUGAUUCAUGGCCCUGCCGUGUUACAGAGCGCCAAACAACCCUCGCUGUGUCUCGUAAACGAUGCCAGAGUGCACAGAACUCAAACAUGGAAGGUCUCGCAGCUUGCAUGUUGGGAUAAAUGAGCGUGCUCGUUAACGGGUUGACCCCACCAUAUAUAGCAGGGGGCACCACCCGUGGGCCAUGUUCUCUAAACUCUCUCUGCCUCGCUCUGUCUCCAGAGAAGAGCGCUUUCUCUUCAAUCCAACUGAAGAUGGUGGGACUAGUUCCCCAGCGUGCGGUCGCGCUACGGGGAGUUACUGGUUCUAUUUGAUUUUAGAACAUUAGAUGCCUCAGAUGGAUAAUCACAUGACUACAGAGAGACGUGGUGUGGGCAGUAUAAUUCAUUGUUAACACUCCCUCAGAGAAGAAAACGCUUUUGGUGGGUUAGUCUUCAGGGGGCCACUACAAAGACAGUAGUGGCUUCUGGGAGUUUGAGUAAGAGGGGCACAGUGAAGAGCUACAGCUCUGCUGCAUUACAAACAGACCAUAUGAAUAUACAGUGGCAAGAAAAAGUAUGUGAACCCUUUUGUAAAUACCUGGAUUUCUGCAUAAAUUGGUCACAAAAUUUGAUCUGAUCUUCAUCUAGGUCACAACAAUAGACAACUGAACACUGAACACACCGUGUAAACAUUCACAGUGCAGGGUGGGAAACGUAUGUGAAUCCUUCGCUUUAAUAACUGGUUGACCCUCCUUUGGCAGCGAUAACCUCAACCAAACGUUUUCUAUAGUUGCGGAUUAGACCUGCACAACAGUCAGGAGGAAUUUUGGACCAUUCCUCUUUACAAAACUGCAAAGGUUCAGCAAUAUUCUUGUGAUGUUUGGUGUGAACUGCUCUCUUGAGGUCAUGCCACAGCGUCUCAAUCGGGUUGAGGUCAGGACUCUGACUGGGCCACUCCAGAAGGCGUAUUUUCUUCUGUUGAAGCUUUUCUGUUGGUUUACUUCUGUGUUUUGGGUCGUUGUCCCGUUGCAUCACCCAACUUCUAUUGAGCUUAAAUCGGCGGACAGAAAGCCUAACAUUCCCCUGCAAAUUGUCUUGAUAAACGUUGGAAUUCAUUUUUCUGUCUGAUAGUAAGCUGUCAGGGUCCCGAGGCAGCAAAGCAGCCCCACACCAUGAUGCUCCCUCCAACAUACUCUUCAGUGGGGAUGAGGUUUUGAUGUUGGUGUGCUGUGCCUUUUUUUCUCCACAUAUAGUGUUUGUGUGUCCAUUCCUAACAACUCAACUGUAGUUUCAUCUGUCCACAGAAUAUUUAGCCAGUAGUGCUGUGGAACAUCCAGGUGCACUUUUGCAAACUUCAGACGUGCAGCAAUGUUUUUGUUUAACAGCAGUGGCUUCUUCCGUGGUGUCCUCCCAUGAGCACCUUUCUUGUUUAGUGUUCUACGUAUUGUUGACUCGUCAACAAAGAGAUUGUUCCAGAGAUUUCUGUAAGUCUUUAGCUGACACUCUAGGAUUCUUCAAUCUCAAUGAGGUUAAGAAGAACUAGAUUACCUGGGGCGGCAGGUAGCCUAGUCGUUAGAGCGUUGGGCCAGUAACCGAAAGGUUGCUAGAUCGAAUCCCUGAGCUGACAAGGUAAAAAUCUGUCGUUCUGCCACUGAACAAGGUAGUUAACCCACUGUACCUAGGGCGUCAUUGUAAAAUAAGAAUUUGUUCUUAACUGACUAGUAAAAUAAAACGUUUGUCUAUUGUUGCGACUUAGAUGAAGAUCAGAUCCAAUUUAUGAGAAAAUCCAGGUAAUUCCAAAGGGUUCACAUACUUUUUCCUGCCACUGUUGAAGUCGGGAGUUUAAAUACACCUUAUGGAUUUAAAUAUGGAUUUAAACUCAGUUUUUCACAAUUCCUGACAUUUAAUCCUACUACAAAUUCCCUGUUUUAGGUCAGUUAGGAUCACCACUUUAUUUUAAGAAUGUGAAAUGUCAGAAUAAUAGUAGAGUGAGUGAUUUAUUUCAGCUUUUAUUUCUUUCAUCACAUUCUCAGUGGGUCAGAAGUUUACAUACACUCAAUUAGUAUUUGUUAGCAUUGCCUUUAAAUUGUUUAACUUGGGUCAAAUGUUUCAGGUAGCUUCGCACAAUAAGUUGGGUGAAUUUUGGCCCAUUCCUUUUCAGUUCUGCCCACAAAUUGUCUAUAGGAUUGAGUUUAGGGCUUUGUGAUGGCCACUCCAAUACCUUGACUUUGUUGUCCUUAAGCCAUUUUGCCACAACUUUGGAAGUAUGCUUGGGGUCAUUGUCCAUUUGGAAGACCCAUUUGCGACCAAGCUUUAACUUCUUGACUGAUGUCUUGAGAUGUUGCUUCAAUAUAUCCACAUCAUUUUCCUACCUCAUGAAUGCUAUCUAUUUUGUAAAGUGCACCAGUCCUUCCUGCAGCAAAGCACCCCCACAACAUGAUGCUGCCACCCCGUGUUUCACAGUUGGGAUGGUGUUCUUGGUGUUUGACUGUGGAUAUAGAUACUUUUGUACCUGUUUCCUCCAGCAUGUUCACAAGGUACUUUGCUGUUGUUCUGGGAUUGAUUUGCACUUUUCGCACCAGACUGAGUUCUUUUGAUUUUCCCACGAUGUCAAGCCAAGAGGCACUGAGUUUGAAGGUCGGCCUUGAAAUACAUCCACAGGUACACCGCCAAUUGACUCAAAUGAUGUCAAUUAGCCUAUUAGAAACUUCUUAGGCCAUGACAUUAUUUUCUGGAAUUUUCCAAGCUGGUUAAAGGCACAGUCAACUUAGUCUAUGUAAACUUCUGACUGACUGGAAUUGUGAUACAGUGAAUUAUAAGUGAAAUAAUCUGUCUGUAAAAUUUUUUGGGAAGAAUUAAUUGUGUCAUGCACAAAGUAGAUGUCCUAACCGACUUGCCAAAACUAUAGUUUGUUAACAAGACAUUGGUGGAGCGGUUGAAAAACGAGUUCUAAUGACUCCAACCUAAGUGUAGGUAAACUGGCGACUUCAACUGUAGUUCUGUCUGACGAACUGCAUGCCACAGUGGUGUAAACAUUCAUUCCACCUUGCCUCUCAUACCUCACUAUCGUCCAAAAUACACAAAACAUUUCUAUAGGUCUACAGGACCUAUGGGUAGUUCCUUUUGGUUUCUAGGCCUAACCUCUUCCCCCAGCUAUAGUUCAAUAGAUGCAUUGUUUCACACCGAGAGAGAUGCGAUGUGGCCGCUCCUGCAUAUAGUCAUAGCCUCAAGUACUCUAUGUUCAGGGUGGCUCAUCAAGGUGUAAUGAGAUGUAUAACAUUAAAGAGUUUCCAAAGAGUUAA